UGGGUUUGGCAUUUACGCCUUGGUCGUAAGCCGAUGGAAUUGUUGUUACUCAAUGGUCGGCAACCUGAAACUGUCCUGAUAAUACCAACUCCGUCGAAAUAUCUCCGACGUGGAUUUUGAUGUGCGAGCGGGACACACCUAGCUUACUUAGUUUCUAGACUCGUCGCUCUUUUUUUCAGCUUUUGCUCUCCUACACGUUCUCUUUUCCGAAUGCCUUGCCCAAAGCUCACUCCUCUUCAGGCCCGCUUUGCUGCCUGCCUCGCCGCCACUCUUUUUCUCAUCUUCCUCUAUCUCAUUCCCUUGAACAUACGAUUCGCAUACGCAAUUGAUGUUGAUUCGAUAAUACGCGAAGAUCAUAACCAUCCCAUCAUACUAGAUUUGGAUACACCGUUCGGAGUUGCGGAACUUGGAGCUCAGGAGCAUCCUGAUGUGCUGGCUAAGGAGGAUCUUCAUCAGAAUGUUAGCCUUGUAAGGAGAGCACCUGAAGGAGUGGACGCGCUGGCGAACAAUGCACCAAGGUUGAAAAAUAUCAGGAUGGGAGAAACCCAGUACUGGAUGAUUCCUAAAGACGUGCUGACCGGCCCAAAGUCUCCACGUUCCCCAGGGCUACCGACGGUCGUUCAGCCAAAGAAUGAAGAACCGGAAGCUGAUGGCAUACUGUUCGAAAGAGAAAGAAAACGCGAUGGGGGAUUAUCUCGUCGAUCUACUACUGUUUACGUUACGUUGAAUACCUGUAUUCAACCCUCAUUGAACGCCACUCAACGAUCGGAUGAUUCUUCUCCUCCGCAGCUUCAGCUCUUUUACUCUGAAGAUGGUUCAGUAAAAGAACCUGGUCCAGAUACUCCUGAAGUUCUGUCUAUUGAUUUUGACGAUGGAUACGCUUCUGCAGAGAUACAGGCGGAUGGAGAUGUGUACAUCGGAGUUUUUGCUCCCACCCAUCCGAGAUAUCGUGGAAUGUAUAACUACGAAGUUGCAGCAUCUGUGGAUGCUCCUUUCCAUAGCGUGGAACCCGAUACACCCUUCUUAUAUUUUGUCGACAGUGACAGCCAAGCAGCUUUGCUUCAGACGAAUGCUACGACUGCAGCGAAACCAGGAGAUGAAUCGUAUAAAGAGUGGAUGAAACUAGAUCCGCCGCCAUUUACCAUGUUUGCGCAUAAUAUGAACAGUUCAGAUAUCUUUGGAAUCCAGAAAUCGUAUUGCGGGCUUAGCAAGAAUGCGCAGAUGAGCCGAAUAGGUGGUAGCCUCAAAACCGGGAUGACAAAUCGUGGCCUGACGCCUAAGGAACAAUUCUACAUCACAGGGCUUAAUCGCAGCUCGGGGUACUAUGGGAUUCUGGCCAUGGAAGGAAACUCAACUGCGUCCGGGAAUGGUGUUGUCGGUGGAGGUGGUAAAGUCUGGAAAACGAUGAAUUUUACCACUAAGUCAGACAACAAUUGUGCAGUGGUAUACGACCUCAAAUUCUGCUCCGAAGUCGCCUACGCGGUCCCGUCCAACCCGGCUCUCAAUGUCUCUCAGCUCAUGAAACUCUACGACGACCAUGCCGCCAAACUAUAUAAAAAUUUCUCAUAUUCUCUCCAGCAAAUCCCCUGCAAUGCUUCCUCCUCCUCAAAAUACUCUCUCGCUCGCGACUGUGAUGAUUGUGCAUCUGCAUACAAGCAAUGGCUCUGCGCCGUAACCAUUCCUCGCUGCCACGAUUUCUCCAGCAGCCUCUCAUUCCUUCGCCCUCGUAAUACGGGCCAAAAUUUCUUAAAUGGAAGCAUUUUACCCGAUGAUCACCCUCUACGACAAAACGUCCUCACAAAUGCAUCCCGCAACCCGUUGAUUGACGAAGAAAUCAAACCCGGGCCGUAUAACGAAGUACUGCCAUGCCGGGAACUUUGUUAUGAUUUGGCACAGAGUUGCCCCAGUGCGUUGGGUUUUGGGUGUCCGACAAACAAGUGGCUGAAUUACUCGUACGGGAUAAUGAGCGAUAAUGGAGAUGUUACGUGUAGCUAUUUGGGGGCGGCAUACUUUAUGAGGAAUGGUGCCCUGAGCAUUGCACAAGCUGGCGCUAGUAUGGGAUUACUUGGUUUGGGUUUCUGGUGUCUCGUUUGGGGCCUUGUGUGACCCCUUCCUUUUUUUUUCUUUUUCUUUUUUCUUUUUUUUGUUCUUUGGACGGAUUCAAUUGCCUAUGUUCAGGCUAUGUUAUCGACUCCUUGGUUCGUGUGUAUAGAGCUUUUUUUAUAUGGCCUGAAUGCCUAAUUAUA
Molecule: messenger RNA, 2246 nt
Organism: Coccidioides posadasii C735 delta SOWgp
Lineage: Eukaryota; Fungi; Ascomycota; Eurotiomycetes; Onygenales; Onygenaceae
Source: RefSeq, a predicted model, not a curated record